Molecule: messenger RNA, 779 nt
Organism: Boleophthalmus pectinirostris (great blue-spotted mudskipper)
Lineage: Eukaryota; Metazoa; Chordata; Actinopteri; Gobiiformes; Gobiidae
Product: endoplasmic reticulum resident protein 27
Exons: 7
Coding region: 1-753 (250 amino acids)
Biological process (GO): response to endoplasmic reticulum stress; protein folding
Cellular component (GO): endoplasmic reticulum
Source: RefSeq, a predicted model, not a curated record
AUGCUGGGGACACUGUUUUUCUCCUUACUGCUGACAUGUGCAUGCGCCGAAGAUCUGGUGGUCCCUCGCCUCAAUGACACUAAAGCAGUUGAGGCCUUUGCGGACUCGGCUGAAGUGGUGCUUGUUGGUUUUUUUGAGGGAGAAAACAGUCGAGGAUAUAAGGAACUGCUCGCUGCUGCAAAGAAGGUUGACUCCGUCCCUGUGGCUAUUUGCAGUGUGAAAGAAGUUUGGGCUGACUACAGCCUCUCCACAGACACCAUCACUCUCUUCAGAAAGGCAGAUAACCGUCAAGAAAACCUAGUGGUUUCGGAGCUCAAAAAGCUGGACACUGAUGGACUUGUGAACUUUAUUAUGAUCAACGAAGUUCGCUAUGUCACAGAGUACAACCAAGUAACAGCAGUGGGUCUGUUCGAAUCUCAGGUAAAAACACACCUGGUCAUCUUCGCCAACAGAACCAGUAAAGACUUCUAUGAGCUGAAGGAGAAACUAGCAGCUUUGGCCCCAGAGUUCACAGGCAAGUUCUUGUUUGUUCUGAUCAACGGAGCGCUAAAGUCCAACUCCCGCUCACUUGGCUACUUUGGUCUCAAGUCCAAAGACCUCCCGCGAGUUGGCAUCUAUGACGGCAACUCAGACAUGAAAUGGCUGCUUCCAGAGGGAGACAUCACAGUGGAGAGAGUGCGUGACUUCUGCCAGUCCUUCCUAAGAGGAGAGCUAAAGGAUGUAGCGCAGGCUGGAGACAAAAGCAAAGACUGAACUGUAAAACUUCACAGUAUGUAAAU